Meira miltonrushii is the source of this 972-nucleotide messenger RNA. RefSeq names its product Metallo-dependent phosphatase. The coding region runs from base 1 to 972 and encodes 323 amino acids. Lineage: Eukaryota; Fungi; Basidiomycota; Exobasidiomycetes; Exobasidiales; Brachybasidiaceae. Gene Ontology annotation, biological process: retrograde transport, endosome to Golgi; intracellular protein transport. The record is from RefSeq and is a predicted model, not a curated record. The transcript has a single exon. Gene Ontology annotation, cellular component: retromer complex; endosome.
AUGUUGGUUCUAGUGAUAGGUGAUUUGCAUCUACCUCAUCGAGCAUCUGAUCUACCGAGCAAGUUUCGCAAGUUAUUAGUCCCAGGCAAGAUUCAACAAAUCAUUUGUACGGGAAACGUAUGUGAUCGUGAAACCUUGGAUUAUCUUCGAACGAUCGCAGGUGACGUUCAUGUAGUUCGUGGAGAUUGGGAUGAAAACCCGUAUUUCCAAAAUUCUGUCUUGCUUCAACAUGGUGCAUUACGAAUAGGUGUCUUGCACGGUCAUCAAAUCGUACCCGCUGGGGACGUGGACAGUCAAUGUGCACUUGCAAGAUCGAUGGAUGUAGAUAUUUUGAUCACUGGGCAUACCCACAAAUUUGAUGCUUUUGAAAAAGAGCAGAGAUUUUUCGUCAAUCCUGGAAGCGCUACGGGUGCCUGGUCGAGCGUUUGGCCGAUUGCAGAUGAAGAGAACCAAGAGGAAAAAGAGAAGAACACACAGAAGGCCGAGUCCUCCUCCGGCACAAAAGAUGAGAAGGAAGCAUCAAAAGUUGCAGAUGUAAGCAAGACGUCAAGUGCUGACGAAAAAGAGCCAGAAGAAAAAGAAGAAAAGGUACCAGAAAAUGAAGAAGAGAAGGAGCCGGUAGAGAAAAAAGAUCAGGCAGAUACUACUAAAAACUCAAAAGCAGAUGAGGAAACGAAAGCAGCAGAACAGCCCAAGCCAACGGAGCAGUCGAAACCAGUCAAAGAGCCUAAAGCGGCCAAGGAUCCUAUACCGAGUUUUGCACUGCUAGACAUUCAAGGCUCCAAUGUCGUCACAUACGUCUAUCAGCUUAUCGAAGGAGAGGUAAAAGUAGAAAAGAUGGAAUUCAAACAAUCCAUCGUUCGACCUGUAUCGGAACAGACUGCGGGCGGAAUUCAAGGUGCGACUGCAGGUGUUGGUAUUCCUGUUGGAAAUGCAGCACCACGUAGAUCGGCAGGUAUGAGGUAUGGGUAA